Messenger RNA from Salvia splendens (bonfire salvia), 747 nucleotides. Its product is annotated as lysM domain receptor-like kinase 4. The record is from RefSeq and is a predicted model, not a curated record. NCBI's taxonomy places the organism in Eukaryota, Viridiplantae, Streptophyta, Magnoliopsida, Lamiales, Lamiaceae. Bases 1 to 747 code for a protein of 248 amino acids. The transcript has a single exon.
AUGAUUCCUCUGCAACUUGUCAUCAUCACUUUCACAAUCCUGUCUCUGCGAUCCGCCUACUCCCAGCAGUAUUAUGACCACACUCCAUGCUCCUUCCACACCACCAAUCCCGCCUCCGCCGGAACCUCCUGCCCCACAUUCAUCGUCUACAGAGCCAACCGCCACUUCUCAACCGUCUCCGCCAUCUCAACCCUGUUCCAAACCGACUCCCGCACCUUACUCUUCCUCAACCCUAACGUCUCCGCUCCGUCGCAGCCUCUCCCCUCCGGCCACGAACUCCUCGUCCCGGUCACGUGCUCCUGCGCCGCCGAUCGCUUCUACCGCUCCUACUUCACCUACACCGCCACUCAAAACACCUCAAUUUCAGAAAUCGCCUGCGCCUUUGACGAAGGUCUGGUUAAGUCCGACGCGUUAACGGCGGAAAAUCACGCCCGCAGUAACGGCGUUACUGCUGGCUCGACGCUCCGUUUGCCUCUCAAGUGCGCUUGUUUGGAUGAAGUUUUCGAAAAUGAUCCAGUUAAAUAUCUCGUCGCCUACCCUCUCAUCGAAGGAGACAGCACCCAAAAAGUGGCGGGAAAAUUCAACGUUGCAGAGGAGGAGAUAUGGAGGUUCAACCGCAUGGAUCCGUUCGAGCCGCCGGUGUUUCCUAACACGACGGUUUUAAUUCCGGUAAGAGACGAGCCGUUGAUCAAUUUCAGCAUUCCUGAUGCAGAUCCGUCGAAGCUUCAGUUCCUGCCUGUAGAUUGA